AUGGCUUAUAAUGGGAAAUCGGUUAAUAAGGUGUUCAACCAGGAUUUUAUCAUCGACAAGCGCUUCAAAAUCGUGAAGGAAUUGGGACAUGGAGCGUAUGGAAUCGUUUGUUCAGCAAAGUACGAUGAUGGUAUGUCUGACGGCCAGGAAAACUUCGUGGCCAUCAAAAAAAUCACGAACAUCUUUUCCAAAAAGAUCUUGUGCAAGCGACUGCUCCGUGAGUUGAAGCUCUUGCAGUUCUUCCGUGGCCAUAAAAAUAUUACUUGUCUCUACGACUUGGAUAUUGUUCCGGACCCAGUCACUGGUGAUUUCAAUGAGGUUUACUUGUACGAAGAACUUAUGGAAUGCGACAUGCAUCAAAUCAUCCGUCUGGGUCAGCCUUUGACUGACUCACAUUAUCAGCUGUUUGUGUAUCAGAUCCUAUGCGGGUUGAAGUACAUCCACAGUGCGGAUGUGCUUCAUCGUGAUUUGAAACCCGGUAACUUGUUGGUCAAUGCGGAUUGUGAAUUGAAAAUCUGCGAUUUUGGCUUGGCCCGUGGCUUUUCUGAAGACGUUGAGCAAAAUGCGGGUUUCAUGACCGAAUACGUGGCUACUCGAUGGUACCGUGCUCCCGAAAUCAUGCUUUCUUUUUCUAAUUACACAAAGGCUAUAGACAUUUGGUCUGUUGGGUGUAUCUUAGGUGAACUCCUUGGAGGCAAACCAUUGUUCCGAGGAAAAGAUUAUGUGGACCAACUCAACCAAAUCUUGAUGAUUUUAGGUACUCCAAAAGAGGCCACGUUGACCAAAAUUGGCUCUGUGCGUGCCCAAAACUAUGUGCGGCUGUUGCCUAUCAUGCGACGUGUACCGUAUCUGGAGCUUUUCCCAGGCGCAAAUCCUCUUGCGCUUGAUUUGUUGGAUAAAAUGCUCACCUUAGACCCUUUCCAGCGAAUUACAGUUAAUGAGGCUCUUAAUCAUCCAUAUUUGGCCAUAUGGCAUGAUCCGCAGGACGAACCUGAGUGCACAGUUAAGUUUGAUUUUACUACCUUCGAAACUGUCGAUGAUAUGGACUACAUGAAGCAGUUGAUUGUGGAAGAGGUGCAGAACUUCCGUAAAUUUGUUCGGAAACCCAUCCAAGAACAGCAGCAUGAACUUCAUAUGCAGCAACAGCAGCAACAACAACGACAACAACAGCAACAGCAACAGCAACAGCAACAGCAUCAGCAGCAGCAGCAACAACAACAUCAGCAACAACAUCAACAACAUCAGCAACAUCAACAACACCAACACCAACAACAUGCCCUGCAACAACAUCAUCAGCAGCAAAUUCAACAGGUUCACCAACAACAUCCUUCUCAGCAGCCUCAACAGCAACAUCGCCUUCCAUCGGACAAUAUCAGUCUGCCACAGACAUUUGAAGAGUUUCCGGGUAUGAUGCCACCUCCUGGGUAUGCUGCGGGUGUGAACAACACAGGCGUGUUGACAAACCCUGAACAAUUGCAAAAUGAACACGAUAUUCUGUAUUACGAGCAAAUGCCGAAACCUCAGGAGUUGGAUGAGUUUGCAUUCAUGGGCCAAAAGGCCGACAACCCCGAGCUCUUUCGCUUGGAAGAAGAAUUGGGGUUUGGAAUGGACGGCGCUCCAUCUUUCAAUGCCUAA
Molecule: messenger RNA, 1635 nt
Organism: Clavispora lusitaniae ATCC 42720
Lineage: Eukaryota; Fungi; Ascomycota; Pichiomycetes; Serinales; Metschnikowiaceae
Gene: MKC1
Product: mitogen-activated serine/threonine-protein kinase
Biological process (GO): protein phosphorylation; intracellular signal transduction
Cellular component (GO): nucleus; cytoplasm
Molecular function (GO): ATP binding; MAP kinase activity
Source: RefSeq, a predicted model, not a curated record